GCCUAUCGACUUAACACAUACCCGUCCAACCCACCACCAUGCAUAUCCUGUCACAUCUCAGGGAGGCCCCUCGAGAGAAAAAAAAACACACAUCUGCUCUAGCGCUUCUGCUAAGCGGUCCGACCCCCCUCCUCCUCCUCUCUGCUCUCCUCCCCUCCCCUCCGGUCCCAACAGCACCUCGCUCAUAAGUACCCGGUCAGUGCCCGCGCGAGCGUGGCGUGAUACAAAUCCUAGCCCUUCUCCUUUCUCUCCCUUUCCUCCCAUACGGCUGGAUGAGGCUGGCUCACAUUCUUCAACGGUCGUCCCACGUCGUACCACCCAGAACCAAAGCGCCGGCUCGCGGCUAGUAUCUAGUCAGUAAACGAACCAGUUCUCGCCCUCUCUCCCUUCGCCGUCUCGCCUGCUGCAAGUCAUCAUGGCCGCGGCUCCCACCACCGACGUGUUCCCGCUGGAGACGGACGGACCAUGGAACGACAGUAGCGACAGCGGGUCCGGCUCGGCCAACUCGGGCGGCGGCAUCGACGACUCGGCUGGCGCGUCGGGAAGCAGCCCUGGCGUCGUGCAGAUCUCCCACGAGGCUAUGAUCGCGAUAAUAGUCGUCGUCGCAGUUGUCUGCAUGCUAGGCAUCUCCAUGGCGGUGCUCUUCUACUUGGCUAAAAAGAGGGAGUGGAAGGUUAGGGAGAGCAUCCGGCGCUCGGCGAGGAGGGUGGUCACGGCUCUCACACCCCGUCGGUCCGAAUUCCCCAAGUCGGCCAAGGGUUCGUCGAGCAAUUCGUCUCGCGGCCGUGUUCGCCUAGACGAUGUGCCGCCGACGCCGAAACUCCGAGCUGAAGAUAUCGAGAAAGGCCUUGCCAAGGGAAGCAUUCGGCAGAGCCCUGAAGGGAGAGGCCACAGGUGGACCAGGAAGUAAAUGCAGGCGAGCGUCGGCAAUCUAGAGGGGGUAGGCAUUGGCAGCCAACACGGACGGUGUGGGAUGGUAUUCGGGGUAGCAUGGGUUGUUUU
Molecule: messenger RNA, 1002 nt
Organism: Durotheca rogersii
Lineage: Eukaryota; Fungi; Ascomycota; Sordariomycetes; Xylariales; Xylariaceae
Exons: 2
Coding region: 416-910 (164 amino acids)
Source: RefSeq, a predicted model, not a curated record